AUGAAGCCUCUCUUGUUCGCCUGCUUCGCCGCCUCGGCCUCGGCCGCCAUCGACAGGCUGGCCGUCGUUCGCGCCUUCAACCCCGAGCGGACCGCGAGCUCCGACGAGACCCCUCUGCAGGUCGGCAACGGCAACUUCGCCUUUGGCGCCGACAUUACCGGCCUCCAGACCUUUAAGCCCUUUGCGAGCAUGUCGACGUGGGCAUGGCACAGCUUUGCCCUUCCCAAGGCCGAGAACCAGACCUCGCCCGAAGAUUUCAGAGGUGUCGAGUGGGACACCCACGGCCGGCCCGUCGCCUAUAACCAGCCCAACGAGGAACAGCCUGAACUCUCCAAUUGGCUCCGCGAGAACCCCCACCGCCUCAACCUGGACCAUUGCCGAUCCCAACUCCGACACCAUCGCCGUCACCAUCGACUCGACCUCCUGGCCUCCGGCGACCUCUUCCUCUUCCUCGACUUCCCCUACCCGACCAAGGACAAGUUCAAUGCCCCCUUUGUCGGCGUCUACAACCAAACCGACCUUCACAGCACCGACCUCGUCGAGUCCUCUGACAGCGCUGCCGAGGUCCGCCACACCCUCGACGAGGCCGAGUACAGCGUCUUCCUCCGCUGGGAGGGGAACGCCACCGUCUCCGCGCCGGAGGACGGAUCGCACAGGUACUUCCUCCGCACCGAAGGCGGCGGCAGCGGCAGCGUGCUCAAGUUGACCGUCACGUUCGCGGAGCGCGACGUCUUUGCGGAGAGCGUGCCCCCUUCCGUCAUCAAUAUCGCCGAGGAGGCCGAGAUAUGGUGGGGAAAUUUCUGGCAGGGCGGUGCCUUUGUCGACUUGACCGCCACAGACGCGGAAGAUGCGUGGGAACUGCAGAAGAGGGUUGUUUUGUCGCAAUACCUCAUUGCUGUGAACUCGGCUUCUGACCUGCCCCCUCAAGAAUCCGGUCUCGUCAACAACGGUUGGUUCGGCAAGUUCCACCAGCCCCACCCCAUGUACUUUGCCGAACUCGAGCGCCGCCGCGCCGCCGCCGUCUCUCCCGAGGAGGAGGCCGUCGUGCUCGCCAAGUGGGACGACAUCCUCUCCAUCACCGCCGACUUCAUGGCCUCCUUUGCGUGGUGGAACGAAACCUCCGAGUUCUACGACCUCGGCGCCCCCAUGUAUCCCGCCUCCGAGAACACCGACCCGAAAGUCACCCGAAACCCCACCUUUGAGCUCGCCUACUGGCGCUUCGGCCUCGACAUCGCCAUCCAGUGGAAGGAGCACCUCGCCGUCCCCGCCCCCGACGAGUGGAUCGACGUCCGCGACUUUCUCGCGCCCCUCCCCAUCGUCGACGGCACGUUCCCCGUCUACGAGGGCAUCCCCGACAUGUGGCUCGAUCUCGACGCCGUACGCCGUACCGCCGAGCACAUCAAAGAGUUUUGGGACCUCGAUCAGUCCUUUGGCUGGGACUUUCCCAUGCUCGCCAUGAACAGCUUGCGGCUCGGCGAGGUCGCCGAUGCCGUCGAAUAUCUCCUGCACCCUACCUUUGCCUUUGACGACGCCGGCUAUCCCAUCGGCGGCACGCGUGUGCCUACCCCUUACUUUCCUAGUUCGAGCUCGCUCCUCGUCGCCGUCGCCAUGAUGGCGGGAGGCUGGGAGGGUGCGGAGGGCCCCAUUUCCCCGAAGCGUGGGAAGCAGUCGCUGCAGGGUUUGGCCCUACUUUGUGAGGCGUGA
Messenger RNA from Parascedosporium putredinis, 1704 nucleotides. The record is from the annotation of a GenBank genome assembly. Lineage: Eukaryota; Fungi; Ascomycota; Sordariomycetes; Microascales; Microascaceae.